UCCAUCAAAUCGAGCAAAAAGCGCGCCAGAAAGUUAGUUGUUGCCUUCAUCGGUAGAAGAAGCGUACACGGUGCAGUCGUUUGUUGAACGAUUCACGUCGGUUGUUUUUGGAUUUUAGCUUUGUUGCUGACUCUUGCCGUUGCAAACAUGCCUGGUGGAAAAGCUGGAAAGGACUCCAAGGCCAAGGCUAAGGCGAUCUCUCAGUCAGCGAGAGCUGGGCUUCAAUUCCCUGUCGGACGUAUUCAUCGUCAUUUGAAAAGCCGAACGACUAGCCAUGGCCGUGUGGGAGCAACUGCUGCCGUGUACAGCGCAGCUAUCCUCGAGUACCUCACUGCUGAGGUUUUGGAAUUGGCAGGUAACGCCUCCAAGGAUCUGAAAGUGAAGCGUAUCACACCACGCCACUUGCAGCUGGCUAUUCGUGGAGAUGAAGAGCUCGAUAGUCUCAUCAAGGCCACGAUUGCCGGUGGUGGAGUCAUUCCUCACAUCCACAAGAGCUUAAUGGCCAAGAAGGGAACCACAGGCAAGGCCCAGUAGACGUAGCACACGAGCGUUAUCGUACCCUACUACUGUUGUGGUGCCCUGUGUGUGUGUGUGUGAGCGUGUCCCACUAACCGUGCACGAUCUCUGGUUAUAUCAGCCUCUCGCUACUCCCUUCGUCAGCUCGGCUAUUCUUCACCAUUUCACUGAGGCAGUCAUCCAUACUGCAAUGCACAGCUUUGCCGCUUGAUCAAUUCUGUGGCCAUCACCUUUUCACCAACCCACUUGUUUGAACAUACUAGUUAUACAACGUUUUGCAUCAUUUCUAGGACUAUACAUCGCUAUUUGUUGCAUGCUACAUCUUCUUUGCCUGUUAAAGUCAUAGUUCUCCCCAUGUAACACCUCCGGUAUGUCUGGUUAAGCUGGGGUUUAUACCCAUAUUCAUGAAAAAGACUUAUGAACUAUCAAAAUGAUUUGUUUAGGUGGGACGCAUGCCAUGGUGGCAAUCAUAAUUUUGCAUAUCUAUGAUUGAGUAGGCCCUAUAAAUAUUCAUGUACUAGCGUGAA
Messenger RNA from Sycon ciliatum, 1043 nucleotides. RefSeq names its product histone H2A.V. Lineage: Eukaryota; Metazoa; Porifera; Calcarea; Leucosolenida; Sycettidae. Gene Ontology annotation, biological process: heterochromatin formation. The record is from RefSeq and is a predicted model, not a curated record. The transcript has 5 exons. Bases 148 to 534 code for a protein of 128 amino acids. Gene Ontology annotation, cellular component: chromatin; nucleosome. Gene Ontology annotation, molecular function: protein heterodimerization activity; DNA binding; structural constituent of chromatin.